Funneliformis geosporum is the source of this 3249-nucleotide messenger RNA. The record is from the annotation of a GenBank genome assembly. NCBI's taxonomy places the organism in Eukaryota, Fungi, Glomeromycota, Glomeromycetes, Glomerales, Glomeraceae.
AUGGGAAUAAGUUUGGAAAAUAUAAAACGAAAUCUCCCUCUGGGUAUAGAACUUUUACCUGGUGAAACUGUUGAAAUAUUAGAAACAACGACUUCAAUAAAAUUAUUUGAAGCAACCGUCGAAGGGGGCUUUACAGAAUGUGGUGAUGUUGGUAUUGGUGAAUUAUAUAACUUGACAGAUAUCAUCAAUAAGUCCACAAUAUUAGUUACCAAUUAUCGAAUUUGUUAUCAACCAAUGAAAAAUCUUUCAAAAUCUUUAUACUCUUCUACGUCAUCAUUGUCAUCAAUAGUAGACACAAGUCAUCCACGUACAGUACAAAUUCCGCAUUUGUCAAUUUCAACGCUUGAUGAAUCACAAAAAAAUCAAAUAAUUAUAUCACUAAAACUUUCCCCGUUAAAAUAUUUGAUUAAAUUUUCUAAACCAAAACCUAGUAAUAAUGGUAUUGGUCUUAUUCAUAAUAGGGCAACAGCAAAUUCUUUGUGUCAUGACUUUUCUUUUACAUUGAAAAAGUUUAUUAAACCAAAUAGUAUCGAAAGUGUUUUCGCGUUUCGCAUGGGCGAAAGUGAAGUUAAUAAUAAUGUUGAUAAUUAUAAUGAAAAUGAGGAAAUCAGAGUAAAAAAAAGAAGACAAUUAACUAAUGAAGAAAAAAUUCUUGAAGAAUUAUAUGGUGGAAUUAGUAGUGAGGAAGAAGUUGAUGACGAUUUUUUACGGAGAGGAUUAGAUAAAAAUAUUUACAAACGAUAUCAUAAAUUAGGAUGGUCUAAUGGUUAUAAAAUUCAAAAAGAAUUUGGAAGGAUGCAAUUGAGCGAAGAUUCAUGGAGCAUUGCAUCAUACAAUGAUGACUUUUCGUUGUCGCCAACAUAUCCAAAGGAUUUUAUUUUACCUUCCCGUAUCCUUAAAAAGGAUGCAAUAUUUGCAUGCGAAUCUUUUGAUACAAGUGCAAAGAGUGAUUCUUAUGAAAUUUCAACAGCAUUACAAUCAAGCCCUGAAUUUUUCCAAAAACUUGUAAGAUUCAGAAAAAAUGGGCGAUUCCCAAUAAUUUGUUGGAAAAGAGGUCAUCACGUAUUAAUGAGAAGCGGCCAACCAAUGGUUUCAAUUUUAGGUUGGAGAGAAAAGUGUACAAAUACAAAAAUUUGUAUUUUGGACGCAAGAAGCUAUUCUGCUGCAUUUUCAAAUGGUUUAGCUUGCGGUGGAUAUGAAAAAUGUGAAAAUUAUCCGCCAAAUACGACAUUGCUAUUUCUUGGUCUGUCAAACAUUCACGCCAUUUCUUCUUCUCAUUCAUCCUUAUUAAAUGCUAUCGCAUCUCAUGCAUCGUCCUCUAAAUGGUUCUCAGUAUUAGAAUCUACUGGUUGGUUAGGUCACGUUGCUGAUUUGUUAAAAGCUGCUGGUGGAAAAGAUGGUGUCGUCGGAAAAAUCAUUGACGAAGAUGCAAGUGUUUUAGUGCAUUGCACGGAUGGUUGGGAUAGAACGACUCAAUUAGUGUCUUUGUCACAAAUAAUGUUGGAUCCAUUUUACCGAACUAUAAAAGGAUUUCAAGUAUUAAUAGAGAAAGAAUGGAUCGCGCAUGGACAUCCAUUUAGAGCUCGUGGUGACCUCCCAACAAAUAUUCGAAACGAUGAUUCUCUAAUUCCGCCUAGAGAGGAACAACAAUCAUCUACGAGACCAAAUUGUCAACAGCCACUUGCAGUGCAAUCAGCACCCGCACCAGUGUUUCUUUUAUUCCUAACAUGUUUGCAUCAUUUGCUGCAACAGUUUCCUUCAUCAUUUGAAUAUAAUGAUUUUUUCCUUUUAUGUUUGGCAAAAGCUGCAGCAGGAAAUUCGCCUUACGGUGAUUUUCUUUGUAAUUCCGAAUGUGAAAGAGAAUAUGUUCAAUUAAGAGAAAGGACGAAAAGCAUUUGGUCAUGGGUUAGAGAACAUAAACAAUGGUUUAGAAAUCCAAGGUAUUAUCAAAAUACCCAAUAUGAAAAUCAAAAUAAUAUUAGUGUAUGGUUUGAUGAUAAAUGGAAAAAGGAAGUUUUAAGACCCGAUACGGGAGCAAGGUUCAUCACUUUAUGGAACGAAUAUUAUUUUCCCAAAGAUAAUUUUUCUAUAACGUUAUUAUCGAUCCCUCCAGGCUACGAAAUACCUUUCCCUACAGGAUUGGUCGAAACUCCGAGAUCUUGUCAUUCCUCUGAAUAUGCACUUAUUAAACUUUUAAUGAAAAGUAAAGAGAGAAGAAUUGCCCAAAAGGUUUGGAAGAUUUGGAGAUCCUUUGUAUUAGAAAAGAAAAAUAAUCAAUUAUUACCAAUUAUAAAGCUCGACGGUGAUGAUGAUAUAAAUAAUGGAGAAAGUGAUGAGAUGGAAGUCGAAAUGAUGGGAUCUUCGGUUUGGCAUGAUUCAAAUAUUGUGGUGACGGACAAAUCCAAUGAUAAGAAGGAUAUACGCAAGUCAUCUAAAAAAACAAAUAUUAUUGAAGAUAAUGCAGAAUCAAAAUACCUUUUGGUCAUGUCACCAGAAAAAUCGAAAAUUUACGAUAAUCAUCAUAAAAAUUAUUUAGGUGUACCUUCACCGACACAUCUAUCUUCAUCACUGAGUGAAUUAUUACCAGCAAAAGAGGAUUAUUUUUCAGAAGAGGAAGAGCCAAAACCCGUUUAUCCUGCAAAUAAAGGGGAAGAAGAAAGAUGUUCAUCAUCACCACAGCAAUGGGUUUAUUUAUGUAGACAAAAUCGAAAACUUGAUGAUUCAAAAGAUUCAUCACAGACGUUGGCUGAAUUACUUAAAGAAGCUCAACUAGAUGAUCACUAUUUAUGCCAAAGUAAAUGUCGUGAAUCAAAAGGAAUAAUUGAUUUGUUAAAAGAAGCCCAAUUAGAUAAUGAUUCCUUACUAUCGAAGCAAAGAAAUAUGUCAAUCAGUAGCAAUCCUUUAUUAUCGAAGCAAAGAUCUAGUAACUAUUCUCUAUCAUUGAAACAAAGAAAUAUGCCAACUAGCAACAUUUCUUUGUCAUCAAGGCAAAGGCAUAUGUCAACUAUUGAUAACAAUUCUUUAUCGUCGAAGCAAAGGAACGUGUCAACUAAUGAUUCAUUUUCUAAACAAAGAGAGAUGUCAACCAAUAAAGGAAUUUCACCCACUUCACCUUCAAGAAAUUGUAGAACUUCUAUUCGUACAAACCAUUUUACAGAACCCAAUCGAGAUUUAAUUUCAAAUGAAAUUAAUUCCAAUAUUGGUUUAAAUUCUGUAGAAAAUGAUCUCACCGAAUUUGUAUUAGUUUAA